AUGGGUCCUCGUGGAGAAUCUCGAUCAAAUCAACCAAAAGUCCCUGGAAACGUAGAUAAUACUGAAGAAGAUGAAAAUGAUCAAAAUGAUGGAUGGCGGAUAGGUUUUGAUGUUGAAAUGAGGGGAAUUGGAAUUGAAAGAAAUUCAAAUAGUUCAGAAGACGAUGAAUCUUCAAAUGAAUUAGAACAACAAAAUGGUUAUCAACAACUUCCAACUUCCUCUAAUAAUAAUACAAGUUGGAUUCCGACAACACAAAGACUUGAUUUGCCUGAAGCUCCACCCGUUGAACAUAUUAAAAUUGAGCAUCAACCAAAUGAUAUUUCAUUGGAUAAAGAUAAAAUUGAUCAAAUAAAAUCAAUAAUGAUUAACAUAAAUGGUACUUUAAUUGAAAAUAUUCCACAACAACCCGAAUGGUUAAAAAAUGUUGAUGACAAACAAUUGGGAGAAUUAAUUCGAGAACUUGCAAAAAAAUAA
Messenger RNA from Meloidogyne enterolobii, 474 nucleotides. The record is from the annotation of a GenBank genome assembly. Lineage: Eukaryota; Metazoa; Nematoda; Chromadorea; Rhabditida; Meloidogynidae.